UAAGAACUAACCUAGACCACUGGCUAUGUCUGUGUAGGUUUAUUGUUUUAUUUUAAACAGUCCUCUUGACUUAAAACUGAACGGUUGUCUUUCCUUCCACACGGAGAAUAAAGCUGUGUACAAGGAGCACUGUUUGUGGCUGCCCUCAUUAAUAGGCAAUUUUGUGAUUUGACAGCUUUGCUGUUUGGAGAGGCUCCGUUUCGGGAGGGCUUGGAAGAUGCUGAUGCCAUGAAGCUUGAGCCCACUGUCACAGAAUUGAUCUACUCCAGCCCAUUUGCCGGAGGAAAGUAUCACCCUCACAAGGUUUUCUCUCUGGCUGCUCAAAGUUGAGACGGAGCUGCUGCCCUCUAUGCAAACAGAACAUGCUCAUUUCAAAGAACUCAAGGAAGCUGAAGGAAGGCAAUGAGAAAAUGUGUUGACCAGAACGGACAGAAGCAGCCAAACGACAAUGGAGAACAACACAGGCAAUGGACAGAAUGAGACAGAACUUCUGCCAAAUCUGGAGGUGGUCACUACUGAAUACCAAGUGGUCACUAUCUUUUUGGUUCUCCUCAUUUGUGGGUUAGGCAUUGUGGGCAACAUCAUGGUGGUAUUGGUGGUACUUAGGACAAAGCACAUGAGAACCCCUACUAAUUGUUAUCUGGUCAGCCUCGCAGUAGCUGACCUCAUGGUCCUUGUGGCUGCUGGACUACCCAACAUUACUGAAAGCAUUUAUGGUUUCUGGGUUUAUGGCUACAUUGGAUGCCUCUGCAUUACUUACCUCCAAUAUCUGGGUAUCAAUGCUUCUUCUUGCUCUAUUACUGCCUUCACUAUUGAGAGGUACAUUGCCAUUUGUCAUCCCAUCAAAGCCCAGUUUCUAUGCACCUUCUCCAGAGCCAAAAAAAUCAUCAUUUUUGUCUGGGCGUUCACCUCUAUCUAUUGCAUGCUCUGGUUUUUCUUACUGGAUCUUAACAGGGAAGUCUACAAAGAAGCCACGGUAGUGUCUUGUGGGUAUAAAGUGUCUCGGAGUUACUACUCUCCAAUCUAUAUGAUGGACUUUGGGAUAUUCUAUGUCAUACCAAUGAUCUUAGCAACUGUCCUCUAUGGGUUGAUUGCUAGGAUUUUGUUUCUGAACCCCAUUUCAUCUGACUCUAAAGAAAGCUCAGCAACAUGGAAGAAUGAUUUGGUUCUCUCAAGCAAAACCAAACCAAGCAAUAAGAGCAUCAACAGCGCUGUGGCUUCAAGAAGACAGGUUACAAAGAUGCUGGCUGUGGUUGUAGUCCUUUUUGCCUUCUUGUGGAUGCCCUACAGGACCUUGGUGGUCAUUAACUCCUUCCUGUCUCAACCUUUCCAAGAACAUUGGUUCUUGCUGUUCUGUAGGAUCUGCAUUUACCUUAAUAGUGCCAUCAACCCUGUUAUUUAUAACCUCAUGUCCCAAAAAUUCCGAGCAGCCUUCAAAAAACUCUGUAAGUGCCAACAGAAACAGCUGGAGAAACCUACCAACUACAGUGUAGCCCUCAACUACAGCAUCAUUAAAGAAACUGAACAUUUCAACACUGAACUAGAGGACAUCACAGUUACAGAGGCUUACCUGUCAUCCACAAAAGUAUCCUUUGAUAAUAACUGUGUGACCUCCGAGGUGAUGUGAAGUUGGAAGAAGCUGCAUCUCUUACUCCAUUUUGCUUUUGUUCUAUUUGAUCUCAGAACUUGGAUCUUUGCCAACCUCCGGAUGUAUUGAGAAAUCAAUUCCCAGAAUUUUUAGCUGGGAGGGUGCUGGCUUAGACAAGGCUGUCAUAGAGUGAACCACUUCUGAAUCAUCCUGCUUAUUAAUCUAAAAAUAUCCAAAGUGGUAAAUGUCAAUAUGCUCAUACUUAUUGAAGCUACUAUCGUACUGUAUAUUAUUAAUGCUUGUUUUGUGGAAACGUAGAGGUAAACUGCAGAUAUGUAUGCAUCCUUAAUAUUCAUUUCCUAUCUAUAUUUUCUAGAGUGAGUUGCCCAGUCACUUUCAUGAGAUAACUUUAGAUGUGAUAUUUUUGUGAUUAUUGCUCAAUCAUUGAGAACAUUGGUGUAACACUGCACUUUAUGACAAGCAGUGUGUAAAUAUGGGAGUGACUUGCUUGUAUGGUCCUGUUUUAGUCUCCCAAGAGACAUCAUUUUCUCACAGGUCCUAUAGGCAUAUGUAAUUAUCUGCAGUUGAAUGAAGACACUGUGCUACAGCUAUUUGCUGUACAACUGCCAGCUGAGGCUGAAGAACAUGAAUCACAUUGGUAAAAUUUGGAACCAGCUCACUAUGGAAGUCAGCAAUUCGAGGAAAGAAAUUCCAAUCCAGGCCAAAUCCAUAAGACCACCUUCCUUCAAUAUUAACAAAUAGUAAAAUGUAGCAUCUACAUCACAAUAAUUCUUAUCUUGUUGCAAGCUGCCUAAACCCUACUUCUCAUUUUAUUCCAAUUUAGAGAACUAAAUUGAACUGGUGUGGAAAAUAUGGCUGGAGAUAAAGCAGGGGUGUCAAACUCAAGUCGUCACGGCAGCAUCACAUGAUGUAUUGGGACUUUUUUCCCCUUCGCUAAACUGGGCAUGGGCAUGGCCAGUUCACGAUGCAUCUGGCCCGUAGGCCGGGAGUUUGACAGCUCUGAGAUAAAGGAUUUUUUUUCUCCUUUUCACAAUGUUACAAUUCUUGGUCAGUCGGUAAAAUUAAAUGGCACUGUAACAUUCUUUCCUCAACUUCUUGAAUGGAGGUGAGGAGAAUAUGUCAACAUCAAUUGCACUGUUUCCUCCAGCCCAACUUCAACUCUAAAGUAUUCUUGCCCUGGUAGAACAUAACACAGAUUAUUGUCAGAGCAGUGAUUAUUGAAUUCUUUAUCUUACUCUCUCCUCCUACUGAGCAUCACCAACCUGGAAAAUUGACCCUCUGGAAAAUUGUUCUUCUUUUUUUUUUUUUAGACAAGUUUUAUUAAAUUUUUCUUUUACAUACAUAUUUUAUGAACUGGGUCACAUCUUUUACAAUUUAUGACAUAAUUAUAUAUUAAUUUUUAUAAUCUAUUCCAAUCUUCUUUUUUGUUUUUUCCAGAUACAAUUUAUAUGUUUCAUUUUCUGCCAUGAUAUUCUUUUUUCUCUACUUUUUUCUCUUAUCUUAAUCUCUUCUUAAUACAUAAUAUAUAAACAGUAUCACCAUCCGCCCUUCAAAUCCUAAUUUCUUAACAUUGCUUCAAUUAAUUAUCUUAUUUCUCCAUUUAUAAAGUAUAUUUCUUAUAAUCCCUGUCACAUUUUUUUGUUUCCCAAGUGCCAAUUAGCCACUCGUUUCCUCACCGGGAUCUUUUAGAGGUUUUUUUUUUUAAUUUCCUUUUUUACCUGUGAGUUGGCCAAUCACUCACCCAAUACCAAUACUCCAUCUAAACACCGCUCCUGCACAAAAUCUUAUUCCGGUUGCCCCAGCUUCAAAGCAGUCAUUUUUAAUGGCCGCUGCCCCCGCUGCUGGAUCGAAGAACUGCCUCUGACCUUCUGAGGAACUUGCCUGUUCCUCUUAGUUGUCCAAGGCACCUCUCCUUUUUCACCAUCCCUACAAGACAGUUCCAGUCCGAAGACCUCCCGACAGCGGUUUGUCUGGCUGGAUUUUUGCUGGGCUGAUCUGAGCCCACUAAUUUCCAGCCAAUCUCGCCACGACACUUCCAGUUUCUCCACCAAUUGUUCUUCUGAAUGUAGGUCAGGGCAUCAUGUUAACCCUCUCCCAAAAGAAAUGAGCUGCAGAAGCUAGGUGUUCGUUACUCUUGUCACUAAAGGUAAAAUAAUCAUGCAGGACUAUGUCUCAUGCCUAGGUAGAGAGAGGGCUUUUUCAUAGUGGAUUUACACAUUGAAUAGAACAUGGGAAGUCUUGACCAUCCUGAACUCAUGUCCAGAGUGUCCUAGAUUGUCUGAAUGGCAUGUUUUAUGUCAAACGAAGAAAGAAAACACUACUUCCACAGUCAAUUAAAACUAAAGGCUUUCUAGGCAGCAAGUUAGACACAGGUAACAUCAGGAAGACACAUAUCUCAAAAUUUUGCUGUGGCAAGCUGGACAUGAAGACCAAGCAGGAUAUGAAGAUAGACACUGACUGGGUAAUAAUUCCCAUUUAAUUGAAAUAUCAUGUUUCCAACUCAAUAUGCACUAUACCCUAGUUUCCCUGUAUGUUAAAAUCAAAGCAAUUUUAAGUUGUCAACAAUUAGAAAAGUUAACCCAGCAUGGAUUACAGUAUGAGCUGAAUUAGAAUCCUUUUCAUGAUAUUUUAAGGUUCUAUGUAGAAGACUAUUCAAAACUGAUAUUUGUAUGUACACUUAAAUUUACAGCUGGCAUUUCCAUUUUGUAUUUGAUAUCUGAAAUGCAGACAUAUUACUGAAUUGAUCACAGGAUAAUAGGUAUCUUAUAAUGCUUCAAUAUGUGAAGGGAUCAAUGUCGUGGAUAGAAUCCUAAAGUUGGAAGAGGCCUUACGGGUUAUCUGGUUCAGCUUCCUAUUUGAAACAAGAAAUUCAAAUUUUCAUCAGCCCUAACUUGUGAAUGUCCAAUCUCUGCUGGAAAAUCUCCACUGAUCUGUAAUUAAUUCUACUCUUGACUCAAUAAGAAAUUUAUCUCAGUAUACAAACAAAGUCUUUUUUUUUAAUGGGCUAAUUAAGCCCAUUAGAUUUGGACCUAUCACCUAGGGCAAGAGUGUCAAACUCACGUCGUCAAUGCGGCGUCACAUGACGUAUUGGGACUUUUUCCCCCUUCGCUAAACUGGGCAUGGCCAGCGCAUGGUUCAUUGGGCCCACAGGCCGCGAGUUUGACAGCCCUGACCAAGGCUCUUUAUAUGGUGAGACCUGAAUCUAAUUUCCUACUUCUGAGACCUAAGGAGCCCAUUGCCAGAUAAAAUUGUGUACAGCAUCUACCAAAUGAAAUGGGAGGAAGAAUGGUUCCCAAAUGCAGUGAUCAUGAUGAAUUGGUAUUCAUCUUACCAAUUUUGGAACAUAUGGGUGCAAAAAUCAGGAUAUCAAUAAAUUAAAAUGAUACCCUAAACUGGACCAUUUUUGAAAGUGGUAAAUUUGCUAUGGGUAUUCUAUAACUUGAUUUUAUUGUAUCAGCUUGUCUUGGUAUUGUUUGAAUGUGCUUUGCCAACAACUGGAAAUGCAAUUUAUUAUGUAUGCACAACUACGCAUACCAAGUGUGCAAAAUUGUCGUAUUUUGAUAUGAAAAAAAAUGCUUCUUAGUUUUCUUCAAAAAAAUGUUCUUCUGUCUGUUCCCAAUUUAUUUUAUUAUCAGCAAGCAUGUGAUAGUCUCUGGUAACCAAAUUGUCCCUAUUUGCUUUAAAUAUUCUUGUUCUUUUGAAUGUUUGUGAAAUUCAUCUUUUUAAAGUAUACAGGUUUUUAAUAUGGUUGGAAUGAAUUUAUGUGUCUGCUUUUUGCUUGUAUUUAUACAAUUAUAUAUUGUGGUGUAAAAGAAAAUGCUAUCUCAAAAUAUUUGAAUUGCUUGUUUGCUAUUGUGGCAAGGAAAAUAUUGUGAAGUAGUGUCUAAAGAAUUAAUUGAAUAUACUGUAUUAUGCUCAGAUGUAUUGGAUUUAUCUCUCAUAUUCUGUUUAGGGAUUAUCAGAAUUCUGGUUGAAUGUACACCUGAAUGUUACAUGUCUGGAAAGGGUCUAAGUAGAUAAUAUAAACAUAGUUCAAGACAAAAUAUUGUGAUGAAAUUGUUUACCAGUAUGCUCAGAAAUAGGUUACAGAUGUAUAAUGUGAAUUAAUUUUCUAUGGCACUAAGAAUAUAGUAAUUACAAUAAAAUAAACUUUCAAUGUGGAAAUCCUUGAAAGUUUAAA
This is a messenger RNA of Pantherophis guttatus, 5789 nucleotides long. RefSeq names its product thyrotropin releasing hormone receptor (gene TRHR). The record is from RefSeq and is a predicted model, not a curated record. Lineage: Eukaryota; Metazoa; Chordata; Lepidosauria; Squamata; Colubridae. Gene Ontology annotation, biological process: phospholipase C-activating G protein-coupled receptor signaling pathway. Gene Ontology annotation, cellular component: membrane. Gene Ontology annotation, molecular function: thyrotropin-releasing hormone receptor activity.